Ictalurus punctatus (channel catfish) is the source of this 1726-nucleotide messenger RNA. RefSeq lists its product as uncharacterized. The record is from RefSeq and is a predicted model, not a curated record. Lineage: Eukaryota; Metazoa; Chordata; Actinopteri; Siluriformes; Ictaluridae. The transcript is spliced from 5 exons. The coding region runs from base 685 to 948 and encodes 87 amino acids.
CAGAUAUAACGGCUGAUCAUAAAUCUGCCCGAGGCCUGCACGACGUGCAUUUCGUACACAUCCUGCUGUAAUACCUUUUCAUGUACAUUUUUCCUGCGUUUCACAACUUCACUUCGAAACGCGCACACGAUUCGAACUUGGCAACGGACGAGGGGGACUUUUCGGAAACGAGCGUACAUUGCACUGCCUGAGCAGUUGCGAAACUAAGUGGUUUCCUCGCUCCUGCAGAGAAUUGGACAUAGGUUUUCUUUGUAAUAGGAAAUGUGGUUUGACUUGGCGCUGCUUAUAUACCAAGGUCGCUCCGAAUUCAGUUCACUUAACUUUGUGCUCUGGAUAUUUCUGAAGUUGUUCCAUGGGGGGGGGGGGGAAUAUAUAAAGGUAAUGGGUUUCCAUAAUAACGUGCGGUCUUUCAGAAUCGGAAAUUGGACAGGGAAAAUAUUAAGGCCUGAUAACCUGCUUUCGGGAGUUUGUUCUGUUCAGGGCAGACAUUUGUGCGGUGUUGAUCCAGGAUACCGCCUCGUUUACAUGACUUCGGUUCUGGCACUUGCGCAUGAAACUGAACCGCUGGCCGUGAAAAUAUCAGACCGACUUUGGACGGAGCAGAGCAUUCCUGUUCUCCGUCACGCAAGCCGGCGCUCACACUCCGUGCACCGAUGACGGGCAGCAUGCCAGGUGGAGGUUGCCAUGACUCCCAACACCACUCCUACCCGCUCCCUCCCCUCUGUUUCUCCCCCGGAGGUUGCCGGAUUUUUGGGUGCGACGAGCGGGCGUGCAUGCGAUACGUUUCCGGAGCCGUGCUACAUCAGGAAUAGAAAGUUAAGAAGUCACCUUGUGCAGCAUGCAGGUUUGGGUACACCUUACGUGCUGAUGUUAUCGCCUGAUGUAAAGCGACGCGUUCUCCUAACUGAAGUCUGUGACUUUCCCCAGAAGUCAUCCUGGUCGACAUAAAGGCUUUUCCACGUCGGCCAUGCAUAAGUCAUGUAGCGCUACCCUUGCGGCAGUGUGUGUGUGUGUGUGUGUAAGUCACGUGGUAGGGUGUGCAGUAAAGAAAGCACAGCUGGUAAGUUCUGCAUAUACAGAAGACUCACAGACACACACACACACACACACACACACACACACACACACACACACACACACACACAUACAUACAUACAUACAUACAUACAUACAUAUAUAUACACAUAUAUACACUGUUCACAUUUGUCUUAGUGUCCUUGUGAGGACCGUCCAAUGAGGACCAGCCAAAUGUCCCCGCAAGGUCAAACCUGCCGGAUAUUCUUACCCUUGUGGGGACCAAGAUAUAAAUGCAUGCCCACACACACACACAUGUUAGGACAUGCAUACAAUUAUGCACACACAGAGUACUACAGUCCUAUAUACAAUGUGUAGAAACAUACACACACACACACACACACACCCAGAGAGGCCUAUAACUUCCAUAAUAACACAAACUUAAUAAGUAUAACUUAUUCUGUGGGUCCUUUAAUUCAAUGCCAAAUAUAUAUAUAUGAAUGUAUGUAUGUUUGUGUGUAUAUAUAUAUAUAUAUAUAUAUAUAUAUAUAUAUAUAUAUAUAUAUAUAUAUAUAUAUAUAUAUAUAUAUAAUGUGCUUAUACUGUAAAGCUAAUAAAUAUGAAAUAGAAAAAUAAUAAAAUAAUAAUUUAUACAUAUUUCAACGUGUCUUUGAAACUUCAAAAUGAUCAAUAAAGUAUAAUGGAAAUAAUC